CUUCUCUCUCUCUCUUUCUCUCGUUGCCACAUUUCUCUCAUUCCUUCACCACACAACUCUCUAUCAUCUCUCUCUCUCUCAUGAUUUCACUUAAUAAGGAGAUAAUCUUAUGUGCAUAACAUGUGAGAGGAGAGGCAUUUGAGGGAGAGGAUAUCUCUUGAUUGUCAGCAUCCCCCCUUUCUCCCCUUUAUAUAAUUUCCUCAACUCAUGGAGACCUAAACCCACCAGGCCCCUGCACUCCUCGUAUUGCAAGAAUCUCUCUCUCUCUCUCUCUCUCUCUCUCUCUCUCUCUCUCUCUCUCUCUCUCUAAAUGAAGAGCCUCCCCUCCAAGACCCCUGCAACAUCUCAAGCAAAAUUUCUGGAUCAGUGAGUGGAGAGGACAUCUCUCUCCGAUAGCUUCAUGCGCGAAUCCUAAUUAAGAGCUUUAAAUCCAUGGCGAGUUUGCAGAAAUCAAACUGCAACCACAUCAAGAUCACUGCGGUUUUUCUUUGCAUCGCAACAAAAGUUAUCUUAGCCGACAAGUUGAAAAAAGAGUGAGCGGAAAAAGGAGAGGAAUAGCAAGCAACCAGCCAUGCAUGUCUGGUGGAGCCUUGUGGGGAACUCCUGUACAAUCUGUUCUGUUCUAGCCAAGGCUCUCAAAAUAAACACAGCUUGACUGGAGCUGAUCAAGAAGACCAUCGCAAUGAAGUACAUGAAGCUUGGAACAAAACCCGAUACAUUCUACACCGCCGAAGCAGUCAGGUCAGUAGUAUCGGACAUACCUGCCGAUCUCAUCAUCCAUGUCAACAACACCAAGUAUCAGCUACACAAGUUCCCGCUGCUCCUCAUGUGCGGCCUCCUGCAGCGCCUCUGCUCCGACACCGACGACGGCGACGAGGAGCCCGUGCCCGUGGCGCUCCACGACAUCCCGGGCGGCGAGGAGGCCUUCGAGCUGUGCGCCAAGUUCUGCUACGGCAUCUCCAUCAGCAUCAGCGCGGGGAACCUGGUGCCGGCGAUGCUGGCGGCGCGGUUUCUCCGGAUGACGGAGGCCGUCGCCAAGGGGAACCUGGUGGCAAAGCUCGAGACCUUCUUCGACUCCUGCGUCCUGCAGGGGUGGAAGGACUCCAUCGCCGCGCUGCAGGCGGCGUGGCGGAUGGCCGGGUGGAGCGAGAGCCGCAUCGUGCAGCCCUGCAUCGACUCCAUUGUUGAGAAGAUCCUCAUGCCGCCAUCCAAGGUCACCUGGUCCUACACAUACACCAGACCGGGGUACACGAGGAGGCCCCACCAGUCAGUCCCCAAGGACUGGUGGACGGAGGACAUCUCGGAGCUGGACGUCGAGGUGUUCCGGUCGGUCAUCUCCACCGUGCGCGCGUCGCGGCUUCUCCCGCCGCCGCUCAUCGGCGAGGCGCUCCACGUCUACGCGUGCAAGCACCUCGUCGACCCACUGCACUCUGGCAGCGGCGCUGGCGCAGCCGCCAACGGCGUCCUCCAUCAGGCGCAGAGCUCGGCGGCGGGCGAGGAGACGCUGGCGAAUCAGCGGCGCGUGCUGGAGUCCAUCGUUACUAUGAUCCCCGGCGAGGCGGGGUCAGUCACCGGCCGGUUCCUCCUCCGUCUGCUGCGUGUGGCGAACUACGUGGGCGCGUCGUCGUCGACGCGCGCGCAGCUGAUCAGGCAGGCCGGGUCCCAACUCGACGAGGCGAGGGCAGCGGACCUGCUCAUCCCGCUGCCGUCCGAUCCGUAUGCGUACGACGUCGGCGCGGCAGAGGCCGUGCUGGAGCACUUCUUGGCGCAGUUCCAGCGGCUGGCGGCGCCCGACGAGCGGCGGCGGGUAGGCGCCGCCAUGGAGAAGGUGGCCAGGAUCUUCGAUGAGUACCUGCGGACCAUCGCGCUCGACCGGGACUUCCCCGUCGGAAAGUUCGUCGACCUCGCCGAGUGCUUGCCGGACUUCGCCCGCAGCGACCACGACGGCCUCUACUACGCCAUCGACACCUAUCUCAAGGAGCACCCGGAGCUGAGCAAGGCAGACAAAAAGCGGCUGUGCCGGCUGAUCGACUGCCGGAAGCUGUCGACGGACGUGCGGGCGAAGGCAAUAUCCAACGACCGGAUGCCACUGCGCACCAUUGUACAGCUGCUCUUUGUCGAGCAGGAGAGGACCAUCGGCGGCGUUGGUGCCAGCCAUGGCGCCAUCGCACCGGAAGGGCCCUCCCUGGACGCCAUCUCCAGGCUCGCUGCAAGAACCAAGGAGGACGAACCAGCGCCGUCAUCCGCUGGCCACAAAUCGGACGUGCACCGGCUACGUGGCGACCGUGCCCAGGGGGCCGAUGGCGCGGCCAUGACGAGGUCGCUGUCGGCAUCGACCAAGACGGCAGCGGCGGCAAGGAAGGAGAGGACGCCGGAGGAGAGGGGAAGCAGGAUGAGGAACAAGCAGUGAUGAAAGCAAAGUGUGCAUGAUCAUACAGAGUCUCCCUUGUUUUCUGAUCCCCUUGCUUCCAAUUUGUUCAUACUUGUGAUUCUUGAUUUUUUUUUUCUCUCUUGAUUUCAGCGCAUCCCAUUUUUGGUGGGAGAUGUAAGAGGCAUCCAUGUUGAAACUUGAAAGAUGAGAGAGGGGUAGAUUUUGUAAUUAAUAUGGAUGGGAGAUUAAUAAGUGGCUACAGUCAUACAAUCUAGGAUAGCUCACCAAUGAAGGAAAGGUUCAUGUUGA
Messenger RNA from Phragmites australis (common reed), 2680 nucleotides. Its product is annotated as BTB/POZ domain-containing protein At5g47800-like. The record is from RefSeq and is a predicted model, not a curated record. The transcript has 9 exons. The coding region runs from base 683 to 2410 and encodes 575 amino acids. Gene Ontology annotation, molecular function: protein binding. NCBI's taxonomy places the organism in Eukaryota, Viridiplantae, Streptophyta, Magnoliopsida, Poales, Poaceae.